Saprolegnia diclina VS20 is the source of this 1779-nucleotide messenger RNA. RefSeq lists its product as hypothetical. Gene Ontology annotation, biological process: monosaccharide transmembrane transport. The transcript has a single exon. Gene Ontology annotation, molecular function: hexose transmembrane transporter activity. Gene Ontology annotation, cellular component: membrane. The record is from RefSeq and is a predicted model, not a curated record. Bases 24 to 1748 code for a protein of 574 amino acids. NCBI's taxonomy places the organism in Eukaryota, Oomycota, Saprolegniomycetes, Saprolegniales, Saprolegniaceae.
CGUAUCCUCUACAGCACUUCAAGAUGACCGUCUCCGAGACGCUGGGCCAGCUCUUCCACUACCGGUACUGGCGGUCGUCGCCGCCGCCCUCGUCGGUGCAGCACCCUUCCAAGUCGGAUGACGACGACGACGACGACGAAGCCUACGACGUCUACGUGGCGGCCGACACGCCUGUCUCGCUCGCGCCCAUGUCCAUGACACCGCCCGCCGCCUCGCACGGCCCUUCCUGGCGCCGGCACCGGGCCAAGACAGCGCGCUACCACCUGAGCAAGCUUGAGUCGAUGGUCCACGACGAGCACGCAGACGCGAUGCGCCCGUCGAGUGUCUUUUACGCGACGAUCGGCAUUGCGCUCCUCAGCGCGUUCCAGUUUGGCUGGCUCCUCUCGCAGCUCAACUACGUCCCGUUCAACGCCAACUGUGGCGCGAGCCCGAUCCCAGCCGGCGACUGCCUCCUCUUUCCUCCGCACUCGGAGAACAAGUGGACGCUCGCGGUCGCAGCGUGGAUCGCCGGCGGCGCCGUCGGGGCCAUUUGCAGCGGCCUACCCGCCGACAUCUUUGGCCGCAAGAAGACGCUAGGCGUCAACGCUCUCAUCAUCGUCUUUGGCGGUCUCAUCCAAAGUCUAGCGACGACCCUCGAGACCUUUACCGUCGGACGGCUCGUGUCCGGCGUCGCGUCUGGUGUCGCCAUCAACGUCUGCGAAGCGCUCAUCUCGGAGAUCUCGCCGUCGCAGAUGCGCGGCACGUUCCUCACGGGCCUUCAGGUUGGCGUCGCGUUCGGUUCGCUCGCCGUCACGACUGCACACUACGCCCUUGACGACAGCGAGCUUCGGUGGCGGCUGCUCAUGGGCGUCCCCGUCGUGCUCGGCGGCCUCCAGCUACUCUCGCUCCGCGUCAUGGCGCAGAGCCCCGUGUGGCUCGUGGCCCACGACCGCCUCGACGACGCCAAAGCCGAAAUGACGCGCCUCUACCAGACCAUGGACGUCGACACGAUCUUGCACGCGCUGGCGGCUGCCCACGCCGACGAAGCGACCGAGCUCAACGGGCGCAACCCCCGCGCCCUCCUUUUUUCGGCGCCGUUCCGCCAGCAGCUAAUCAUCGCGAUCGUGCUCUGCGCCGCGCAGCAGCUCUGCGGCAUACCGGCGAUCAUGUACUACUCGUCCAAUAUCUUUGCGGGAGCCGGCAUCGCGGACCCGCGCGUCGGCAACACCGUCGUCAACGUCGUGCGCACCAGCACCAUCUGCGUCGCGGCCGCCGUCAUGGACAAGUACCCGCGCCGCACGCUCCUCCUGCGCGGCAUGUCGCUGCAGGCCCUCGCCGCCGUCGGGCUCGUCGCGAGUCUCGUGUGCGGAAGCGCCCUCGGUGCGAUUGUGGCCACCGGCGUCUUUGUCGUCGGCUUCUGCCUCUCGAUCGGCCCCAUGGCGUGGACGGUCUCGUCCGAGAUCUUCCCCGACUACAUGCAGGCGACUGCCGGUUCUCUUGGCACCAUGUCGACAUGGCUCGGCGACCUGCUCGUCGGCCUCUUGUACCCGACGCUCGCCCAAGGCAACGCACUCGGUAGCUACGCCUUUAGCAUCUUUGCGGCACUUUUGGUCGGCUUCGUGCUCUUUGUUUAUGUGUACGUUCCGGAAACCAACGGCCGCACGGCGGUCGAGAUUCAAGCAGCGUUUGACCACGACGCACCGCCACCGUCGGGCCAGAACCACAGCGGCGACCCGUGGGGCACCGAGCUCCGCACCCUCGUCGCCUAAAUCAUAAAUUCUGUACAUCACUUGCUCGCUA